ACCAGCAGAAGUGUGACAGCUGCUCCACAGAACUAAAAGAUACAGGACCUCAGAGCCUCUGGGAUACUUUCCUCUCAGAACUUUUCUCCUCAGAAUCAGUGGAUUAUUUAGGACAUCAGGUUCCAGACAAUAUGAGACUUCUUGUCCAGUCAGUGCUGUGCUGGUGCCUACUGGCUACUGUCGCUUCUGGAGUGGAGAGUGCAAAACUGGGCUUGAGCACGGAGAUGAAAAGGAGGUUGAACAUCUGGCUGCAGAACAGAAGUAGAAGAGAUUUAAGCAGCACAUCUGCAGCUGACAAGGCAGACUCAACACAGUUCAUAAGAGCAGAAGAUGUCAGAGACACCUUCAUUCCCCAUUCCAGCACAGACCUCAGCGUGCGGGUGCGGAGGUCGAAGAACUCUGUGAGCUCAGCACGGAGGCCGGGCUGCUCCCUGGGCACCUGCACGGUGCAUGACCUGGCACACAGAAUCCACCAGCUCAACAACAAGCUGAAGGUUGGCAGCGCCCCCAUGGAUAAGAUCAGCCCGCUGGGGUACGGAAGGAGAAGACGCUCUCUGCCCAGACUCCAGGACGUCCCGCGGCCAGCCUGGAGGACGGUGCGCGGGCUGGACGCACUCCUGCAAAGGACAUGAGGCCAGGGGUGCACGCGGGGGGGAGGGCCAGGAUCUGGCUGCCACUGAAAGGCUACAGGUGCCCCAGACUCCCGCCAAUGCCACAGAGCAGAGCCAGGGUGGCACUACACUCACCCCAUCAGCCCCAGGACGGCAGGGGGACAGGAUGGAACAGGACAGGGCAGAGAGAGGCGCAGUGGGGUGGCAGGAUUGGGUGCCGUGGAGAGGCUGGAGGGAUUUGUGUGUAUUCGGGGAACCCCUCAUUCCUGGGACAAUGAGACCUUACACACUUUUCUCUCUCCCCCAGCUCCGCAAGGAUUACCCACAAAUUUACGAGACACGGCCGAGUCUCCUCUCCCAUGACCUGGACACCCCACAGUCAAAGGGGAACACGAGCAAAGGACAAUGCCCGAUCCAGAAGAAGAACACCAGGAAGAUCUCACACUCUUCCUCACCUGCUGGAAGUCUCACCUUCCACACCUGCUCAGAGUAACUCUGACCCACGGGCCAAGAGUGGAGACACGGAAAGAAAGAGAGAAAGAGGACUGCAGAGCUAUAAGGCUGUCCAUAAACCGAGAGCGUGGACACUGUACGGGGGCAUAGCUCACAAUCUCUUAGAUAGCCUUGCAAAUCCAUUAAGGAUGUCAUACUUGAACUUGAUUUUUUUUUUAAAGAGAAAUGUGCAAUCUAUAUUAUAUAUAAAUAUUUUUAUUUUGAGUGUGUAUAUAAGUUAAAAUGUUAAAAUGUAACUAUUUAAAAUGUUUUAUAUCUGUUACUAUAUCUACUUAUGGAGAUCUAUUUUAUGAACUAUUUUUAUAUAGGAAAAAGUAUAUGGGCAUUGUAGCUUUUUUUGUUUGUACCGUUUGUAUUGUGCCUUGCUAAGUGGUUAAAACUGUGGUAAUGGAAAAAAAAUGUUUUUAUUGCUUUGUCAUAAUAUAUUAUAUUUGAAUAAGUGAUCUAUUCUAUUGGUUCCAGAGUAACACGGUCAAACAAUAAAAAUUUCCGUACGUAAAACCCA
Molecule: messenger RNA, 1629 nt
Organism: Anguilla anguilla (European eel)
Lineage: Eukaryota; Metazoa; Chordata; Actinopteri; Anguilliformes; Anguillidae
Product: ADM-like
Exons: 4
Coding region: 132-632 (166 amino acids)
Biological process (GO): adrenomedullin receptor signaling pathway; regulation of systemic arterial blood pressure; adenylate cyclase-activating G protein-coupled receptor signaling pathway
Cellular component (GO): extracellular region
Molecular function (GO): hormone activity; adrenomedullin receptor binding
Source: RefSeq, a predicted model, not a curated record